Molecule: messenger RNA, 3054 nt
Organism: Brassica rapa (field mustard)
Lineage: Eukaryota; Viridiplantae; Streptophyta; Magnoliopsida; Brassicales; Brassicaceae
Product: B3 domain-containing protein At4g34400
Molecular function (GO): DNA binding
Source: RefSeq, a predicted model, not a curated record
UGUAUAUUUACCUCUUUAAUAAAACUUAUUUUUGUGACUUUGAACAUUGAGUGCUAGUUUGAGAACAAAAACUUGGUUUUGUGUUAUCCUAGUCUUUUUCUUUUUAUAAAUUUCCCUUUUGCAACUUUUAUCUAUCUUUUUUUGUCAACCUUGUUCAUUAAUCUAAUUAUUAGUUGUAUUCUUAAGACAAUUCUUUCAGAUAGUCAUUUUUAUGUUUUUGUCAUAAAAAUAAUUUUAAAAAAUAACUAAAAUAGUUUUUUUUUCUUUUUUUUUAAAAAAAUUUGAAACCCUAUCUCUAAAAUCAAUCCCAUAACUCUAAAUCAUAAGUCUAGAUUAGUUAACCCUAAAGUAAAAUUUUUUAGUAAAACUUAUUUUGAUCAUUGAUGACUAUUUUUGUGACAAAAACUGUUAUCACAUGGAAUUUCUCUAUUUUAAAUUAUGAAUUCAGAUUAAUGUCAAAUUUCUCUAUUUUAGUUUCAUAUUCGUCAAUGUUCACUUUUCUUUUUUGAAAUUGACGGUUUGGGUUUGGUUAAAGAUAUAGAAACCCAAUUGUUCUUAUUUCUGCAUUAUUGUUGAAUUACUUUUCUUAUCCUCUUCUUUCCUCUCGUUAAUUUCGGUUAACUAAAGUAAAGGAGGGUCCCUUAACAUAUUUAAUCAGUUGUAAAUUUUGGGUUCUCCGGUUUUGGAGACUAUUUAUUUAUGUUCAGAAAUCUAAUUAAAUGUUCUUUUUUCUUUAUAUAUAAAUAAAUUCAGAUUAAUGUCAAUUUUAAUAGAGUUCGGUUUAGUUUAAAUUUAAAUAGGAUAACUUUUUUUUUUUUUGAAAUUGACAGUUCGGUUAGGUAUAAGAUCUUGAGUGAGACCGGAUGGUGGUGAAACCGAAUUGUUCUUGCUUUUGCAUCCUACUAAUUUACUAAACCGGGUUGGCUGAUGUUUACGUUACACAAAAUGAGACGAGACUUUCACCGGUUUUAGAGCCAAAUCUGUGUGACACUGUCCUUUCUUUGAGUACUCUUAAGUCAAGAGUCAAACACAAGGCUGAACAGUCCUUUCAUCGGGUCGCAGAGGUUGAUGUACGUUUCAGUUAUAACAACGAAUCAAUGACGAGAAGAGAUAGAAAGAAGUACUUUUCUUUUGACCCAAAGAAAGAGUUCCGUUCCUUUUGAAAUUUGUCUCUUCUCUUCUCAUUCUCUCUCUGUCCCCUAUCUAUUUUACCCUCAAGAAAUCCUGUCUUCUCCUUGUCACUCUCUGUCUCUCAUUCCCUCAGACAGAGUUCCUCUUGCAAUGGCUUCCACUGAUAGUCUUCCUCGUUUCUUCAAAGUUUUCAUCUCCCAUUUUAGCUCAGACUCUAUGGUAACUAACAUACUUUCUAGCUAAUUGCGAAAGCCUCUUGCUCUUCUGUUUCACCUCUCUUUGAUAGGAUAGAAUAGUUUGUGUUGUAGAAAGUUGUUUUUUUUUUUCCUUGAGAUUGAAUGUGGAGUCUCUACCUUUACACGAAAAAUCAGUUUGAAUAUAGUUGUUUUACACAAGAAUAUGUUGAUAACUCGAAUUUGUGGUUUUUUUGUCUCACGAGUCUUGGCCUUCAAGUUAACAUACAUUUUUAUUGUUGGCUGCAGCUUAUCCCCAUCUCCUACUACGAUGAACUUCCACGACAUCUGCCCAAGACGGUGAUUCUCCAGGGCACUGGUGGAUGCCUUUGGAAGGUAGCCAUGAGGCUGAAGCAAGAGGAAGAGGAAGUGUACUUGGAACAAGGGUGGCCCAAAUUCGUUAAGGAUAAUGCUCUCGUCGAUGGAGACUUUAUGACCUUUGUCUAUAACGGAGACAACAUCUUCGAGGUCAGCAUCUAUGGCCUUGAUGGAUGUAAACAGGCUAGAGCAAUGGCUGAAGAAGAAGAAGGAGAAGACAGUAUCUGUGCUCUAAGCAGCGAUGACACAGAAGAUACUAAUGCUGAGUCUGAGAGCGCCAAUACAGUUCAGAGAAGCAAUGACAAAGGAAAGGCAAAAGUGGAAGCUGAUGAUGAAGAAGAAGAAGAAGAAGAAGACAGUGUUUACUCUCUCAGCAACAGCAAAGACACAGACACAGGCACUUCUUCUGAAUUCGAAAUGGCCAAUACAAUCUUGAGAAGCAAGACCAAAGGGAAGUCGAAAGAGGAAGUGAUUAAGGAGGAAUCUGAUGGCAAAGAGGACAGUGAUCAUUCUCUAAACAGUGAAGUCAAAGAGACAGACACUGGUUCUGAAUCCAAGAUACCCAAGAACAAAGGAAAGAAGAAAAAGGAAGUUGUGGAGAGUUCUGACAGUGAUUAUGCUGAAGAGUUUGGUCGCUUGGAUUUGGAUUUGGAAGAGGACUCCACCAGCAGUGACAGUUCUUAUGCUCCAGAUAGUGAUGAAGACACAGCCACUCAUGUCAAACGAAAAGUAGUGACGAAAGGUUCUCAAGGAAAGUCCAAAGUGAUAAAAGAUGUGUCUGAAGUUGGGGAUACUUCUUGUGCUGUGGAACGAGUCCCAAAGACAAGGGAGAAAGUAAAGGCCAUAAUCGAAAACCCGGAGGUGUAUCUGGAUGAUCCAACGAAUAUACAUUUUGAGACAGGCGUGAAGAACAGGAAAUACGAGCUGUUGGUUCAUGCACAGCUGGUGAAAGACUACUGCCUAAGGUUUAAAGACUACAUUUACUACUUGGACCCAAAGGGGAAACUAGAGGCCAAAACAGCCAAGUGGAAGGACCAACGUGUGUGCAUCAAAAAAUGGGUAAAGAUCUGCGAUAGGAACAAACUGAAGAAACAAGACCGCGUCGUGUGCGAGCUCUUGCGUAACAAAGAUUUGGUUUACGCAGUUAAGAUCCACAUCAUCCGUGGGAAACAUUUGGUGUCAGUUUGAGAAGAAAGGUUACUUAUACUACUCAUCUUUUAUGGUUUCUAGUAAAUCAAAUUAGACUCUCAGCUUAUGUAAUGAGUUGAGUUGAGUUUCGUUUCCAUCAUCUACAAGACCUCGGAAUCAACUUUCACUCGCUUCUCUGUUUAGUUUUCACUUCAGUAUUAUAAACUUAUGCUGUUUGGUUUGA